Rattus rattus (black rat) is the source of this 1309-nucleotide messenger RNA. It is a transcript of the gene Syt12, whose product is annotated as synaptotagmin 12. Lineage: Eukaryota; Metazoa; Chordata; Mammalia; Rodentia; Muridae. Gene Ontology annotation, molecular function: calcium ion binding; phosphatidylserine binding; SNARE binding. Gene Ontology annotation, cellular component: membrane. The record is from RefSeq and is a predicted model, not a curated record. The coding region runs from base 194 to 1114 and encodes 306 amino acids. Gene Ontology annotation, biological process: cellular response to calcium ion; regulation of dopamine secretion; regulation of calcium ion-dependent exocytosis. The transcript is spliced from 5 exons.
GCACCUCCUUGCUGUCUCCUAGAGAUAGUGCCUUGGACCCAUGUGAUGUUUCCCUGUCCCUUUUGUUCACCCUCAGCGAGUCCCUCCUUGGAAUGCCCAGCGGACCACCACUCGGGGACCACCCAGCCGCAAAGGCAGCCUCAGUAUAGAAGACACCUUUGAGAGCAUCAGUGAGCUAGGACCCCUGGAGCUGAUGGGCCGGGAACUGGACUUGGCUCCCUAUGGUACUCUCCGCAAGUCACAGUCGGCUGACUCUCUGAAUUCCAUCUCCUCUGUGAGCAACACCUUCGGGCAGGAUUUCACCCUGGGCCAGGUGGAGGUGAGCAUGGACUAUGACGGAGCUUCCCACACCCUCCACGUGGCGGUGCUGCAAGGCAAGGACCUCCUGGAGCGCGAGGAGGCCACCUUCGAGUCCUGCUUCAUGCGUGUCAGUCUGCUGCCAGACGAACAGAUCGUGGGCAUCUCCCGGAUCCAGAGGAAUGCCUAUUCCAUCUUCUUCGAUGAGAAGUUCUCUGUCCCCCUGGACCCCACAGCCCUGGAGGAGAAGAGCCUUAGAUUUUCUGUGUUUGGCAUCGAUGAGGAUGAGCGGAAUGUGAGCACCGGCGUGGUGGAGCUGAAGCUGUCUGUUCUGGACCUCCCGCUGCAGCCCUUCAGUGGCUGGCUCUACUUACAGGACCAGAAUAAGGCUGCUGAUGCUGUGGGAGAGAUCCUGCUGUCCCUCAGUUACCUGCCCACAGCAGAGCGGCUGACUGUGGUUGUGGUGAAAGCCAAGAAUCUCAUCUGGACCAAUGACAAGACCACAGCAGACCCCUUCGUCAAAGUGUAUCUGCUGCAGGAUGGGAGGAAGAUGAGCAAGAAGAAGACGGCGGUGAAGAGGGAUGACCCCAACCCAGUGUUCAACGAAGCCAUGAUCUUCUCGGUACCAGCCAUUGUGCUUCAGGACCUGUCUCUCCGAGUGACAGUGGCCGAGAGCAGCAGUGAUGGCCGUGGGGACAACGUGGGCCAUGUCAUCAUUGGGCCAGGGGCCAGCGGCAUGGGCACCACACACUGGAACCAGAUGCUGGCCACACUGCGCAGGCCUGUGUCCAUGUGGCAUCCAGUCCGGCGAAACUAACAGCCAGGGCAGGCCAGGUGGGCAGCCGAGCCUCCAGAGCCUCGCACCAUCUCAGUUCUACCCAGCGAUGCCCUCUCCAUAGUCAGCUGGAGCUGUGAACACCAGGGCUACCCCACCUCCCAGGGGGUCCUCAUCAGCCAUCUUGGAUCCUCUGUCCAGACUGUCAUGGAGGAAUGGCUCUUCAUCUGGGGACCC